Carlito syrichta (Philippine tarsier) is the source of this 1282-nucleotide messenger RNA. RefSeq names its product crystallin mu (gene CRYM). The coding region runs from base 73 to 1017 and encodes 314 amino acids. Gene Ontology annotation, biological process: thyroid hormone metabolic process. The record is from RefSeq and is a predicted model, not a curated record. NCBI's taxonomy places the organism in Eukaryota, Metazoa, Chordata, Mammalia, Primates, Tarsiidae. Gene Ontology annotation, molecular function: thyroid hormone binding. Gene Ontology annotation, cellular component: cytoplasm. The transcript has 8 exons.
CGCUCAUAUAGGGCGCAGCCGGCGGAACGUGGGUUGCUGUGCCUGGGCAGAGCUUGGGAGGCAGGCGGCGAGAUGAGCCGGGCGCCAGCGUUCCUGAGCGCGGCCGAUGUCCAGGACCACCUCCGCAGCUCCAGCCUCCUCAUCCCGCCUCUGGAGACGGCCCUGGCCAACUUCUCCAGCGGCCCCGACGGAGGGGUCAUGCAGCCCGUGCGCACCGUGGUGCCGGUGGCCAAGCACAGGGGCUUCCUGGGGGUCAUGCCCGCCUACAGUGCCGCAGAAGAUGCCCUGACCACCAAAUUGGUCACCUUCUACGAGGGCCACAGCACCGCCUCCACCACCCCCUCCCACCAGGCUACUGUGCUACUCUUUGAGCCGAGCAAUGGCACCCUGCUGGCGGUCAUGGACGGUAAUGUCAUAACUGCAAAGAGAACAGCUGCAGUAUCUGCCAUUGCCACCAAGUUUUUGAAACCUCCCCACAGUGAAGUGCUGUGCAUCCUUGGGGCUGGGGUCCAGGCCUACAGCCAUUAUGAAGUCUUCACAGAGCAGUUUUCCUUUAAGGAGGUUAGGAUAUGGAACCGCACCAGGGAAAAUGCAGAGAAGUUUGCGGACACAGUGCAAGGAGAGGUGCGGGUCUGUUCAUCGGUCCAGGAGGCUGUGACAGGUGCAGAUGUCAUCGUUACAGUCACCUUGGCAACAGAGCCCAUUUUGUUUGGUGAAUGGGUGAAGCCAGGGGUUCAUAUCAAUGCCGUUGGAGCCAGCAGACCUGACUGGAGAGAACUGGAUGACGAGCUCAUGAAGCAAGCUGUGCUGUACGUGGAUUCCCAGGAGGCUGCCCUGAAGGAGUCUGGAGAUGUCCUGUUGUCAGGGGCAGAGAUCUUUGCUGAGCUGGGAGAAGUGAUUAAGGGAGUGAAGCCAGCCCACUGUGAGAAGACCACCGUGUUCAAGUCUUUGGGAAUGGCAGUGGAGGACACAGUUGCAGCCAAACUAGUUUAUGAUUCCUGGUCAUCUGAUAAAUAAAACAAAGGAAAUUUGUGUUGUGAUGGAUGCUUACGGAAUGGUACCACUGGUUGUCUCAUGAUUUCUAGAUCAAAUGAGGGAGCCUGGCCCCUAGUGAACUAUAGUUUUGUGCUUAUCAUGUCUUACCUUAAGUUCUGAGAUUCCCAUUCAUGUUUGUAGUUGGAAAGCAAAAGUAGAUAACCAUUUCUUCUUGUUUGCCAGAUUAUGGUGGUAGCAUUCCUUUCCCUUUGUAUUUCCCUGAAAUAAAGCAUUUUUCAAUUCUGCA